Molecule: messenger RNA, 6687 nt
Organism: Dermacentor albipictus
Lineage: Eukaryota; Metazoa; Arthropoda; Arachnida; Ixodida; Ixodidae
Product: rho guanine nucleotide exchange factor 11-like
Biological process (GO): G protein-coupled receptor signaling pathway
Cellular component (GO): cytoplasm
Molecular function (GO): guanyl-nucleotide exchange factor activity; G protein-coupled receptor binding
Source: RefSeq, a predicted model, not a curated record
UGACUUCAUCUGUCCAGUGACGAUAAUUUCCCGGCGUGCAUUCCGUGCAUCGCCCGUCAGCCAUAUUAGUCUUGAUGGCUUGUGCAUUGGUUGUUUAUGGAAAGUUUGUUUUUAUGUACGACUUGAGUGCAGUGGGAUUAUGUGAUUACCCUUGAUACUUGGAAUAAUGGAUAUAUCCCCCGGUCUGCACGACAGUCACUCCACAGGUACACUGCAGAUGAACAAAAUGAUUGGACAUGAGGCUUGAAGUUAUCUUGGCGCGGUUGACAUGAGGCUCUAUGGCGCCAGUAACUAUGGACAGGCUCAGGUGCCACACCCGGUCCACUCACAGGCACAACUCAGGCACUCGCACACGUGCAAAAAACAAAUCGAUAGCUGGACGCCCUGUGCGCACAGAUGCAGUGCGGCUGGGCAGCUUCAGCAAGGGUGAUGUACUGCCAAAAAGGGAGGAGCUGCCCCAUACUGCUGAUGGAUACGAUACCCAAGGUGUCCUGCUGGUGCAGCGGUGCCUGAUCGUGCGGCGGGAUGAGAAGGGCUAUGGCCUAACUGUUUCAGGCGAUAACCCCGUUUUUGUGCAGUCCGUCAAACCAGGUGGGGCAGCGGCACGGGCAGGUGUUCACCAGGGUGACCGUAUUAUCAAGGUCAAUGGGACAUUGGUGACACAAUCUAACCACCAGGAUGUGGUGCACCUGAUCAAGUCGGGGGCCCAUGUGGCACUCACCCUGCUCGGACCGCCACCCUCUGGUGGAGGUAGUGGGGGUGCUGGUGGUGGUGAACGGCCCAACAACAACACUGGUGGUGGAACCACCAGCACAGCACCUGCAGCCUCGCCACCCAGCCACCAGCCGCUGGCUUCGAAGCAAUCUUCGGAACGUAUCACUGGGCCCCAGCCGGUAGAUCCUGAGAAGCAACAGCAAUGCACAAACAUUUCGUACCUGACAAUCAAGAAGAUGUUGGAGAAGGAGCAGGCUUAUCUGGUGCAACUGCUGCAGGAUUAUGGCAAAACAUCAUCAGAGAAGAGCCAUACAGAGAUGCAGAGUGCCCGCAAACGCAUUUCUCACCUGGAGAACCAGCUGUUGGCCCUCAAGGGCUCCAACUCUGGUCAGGAGGCCACCGGUGCCAGUUCACGUCCGCGCCCGGGUAUAGAAGCGCGUCGGAGCACGGAAGGCCCCGAGGGGCUACGCUCGAGUUCCUUCCAUGUUGCACCUCACCCGACGAUAGGGCGCCCCCGGUCGGGACCACUGGCAAGCUCGGCCUCAUUGGAGAACCUGUCGCAUGCACUUGGACCCAGCCCAUGGAGUGUACCGACACACUUACGACAGCGUUCGAGCCCUGAGACACUGCUGUGCACCCUUGAGGGCACCCUAGGUCCAGUUGAGGAGCCUCCUGUGGGGCCUAGUCUUGACCUGGGGCUUGUGCCUUCUUCUUGCACAGACAAUCCCCCAGUGACGCCUGUUAGGGACCCUGGUGACCUGACGGAGGCUUGGCGCGGUGAUGACACGACCGAGGAAGCUGACAACACCUCUGAAGAGGGAUUCCUGGAAGGCGAGUUUCCCGGAUUGGACGACAGCCUUGAAGGCCGACCACUACAGUACGGCACUCCCCCAGAGGGACCUCCUACAGGUGGCCGAGUGCCUCUGCAGCAGAGCAGCAUUCUCUCCAUGGACGAUGAGGAACGAACCUCAGACAACGAGUUGACGCAGUUGGGUGACAAUGGUCCUUUCAACAAUAUCUGGAAGCUCCUGCGGCAUCCUGCGCACUUGGCAGUGUUCCUGCACUACUUGCUUUCGAGCCAGAUGAAACCCUCCAGCCUGCUGUUUCUGAUAAUCACGAACUUGUACAAGCUGGGCACUGGCAAGGAAAUGAAGAAAUGGGCCUACGAGAUCACCUCUACCUUCCUGGUGCAGAAUGCGCCUCUUGGUAUCGAGAACAUCGACGAGACCAUCCUGAAGGAAAUUGACAAGGUUCUGCAGACAAGCCAGGAACAGCAGGGCCAGGAAGAAGAGGAACUAAAGGACAUCUUCCUCAAGGCACGUGAGAAGGCCAUGGAGCAGCUCAAGCGCCUACUUGUCGACUUCCGAAACACCCGCACCAUCGGGCUGUCUGGGCUGUACAUGCCGAAUGACGUUACGCUGGACGACUCACUACGGGACAAGAACGCUGAGCUCCACAUAGUUGAAUCCCUGCUGCUCACUGAACUGGAGACGUUAGGGAAGGAGGACCCUGAGAAUCUGUCAGACUACAAGUCCGCACUAGCCUCUGCCUUGGCCACAGUGCUGAAGAGCUUUGGCGUCAAGACGCCCAAUGCAGUGACCCUCAUCGAGCGGUUUCCCACCUUUGUAGCCCGUGAAAAGUCACGCCUGAAGUUCUUUCCUCGCAACAAAAAGUUUGCAUUUCAGACGAUAAACACCCGAGGCCACCACUUCCAGUCACAGCAGUAUCACUGCGUCACCUACUGCAACCACUGCCAGCACAUCAUCUGGGGAGUCGGUGACCAGGGCUACCAGUGCACCAACUGCGAGAUGAAUAUCCACAAGACGUGCGUGCGGGUGGUGGAGGAGCAGUGCAUCGGGUCACUGCGGCACAAGAAAGCCAAGAAGAACCAUCGCAUGUCUGGUCUCAACCUCAUGGAGGGCAUCAAGACCAAAGCACGCCGCCCAAAUGCCCGCCGGGGCACCCAGCACUCCGUGGAGGACUGGACUGGCUCCCUUGACCCGGCCGUGCUACCCCUGGACCCAGAUCGGAGUCGUCCAGAAACCGGGGAUGAGUGCGAAGCUACUGUGGCGGGUGGUGCUGCAGAGCUGCUCGACAGGGGGGCAGCCCGCAAGAACUCUGCCACUGCUGUAGGGCGUUCGGAGAGCUUUCGUCAAAGGAGGGAAACACGGCCAUCUUAUCGCAAGCGCAGUGACCCCAACAUCCCAAGGUCCAAGAGUGAUGUGGACGUUGAUGACAAGCCAACUAACCUCAACAACUCGGGCAGCUCCUCCAACUCCAGCCUGUCCACCAGCAGGAGCUUGGAGAGCCCAAGCCAAUCCUGGGAGGCAGUGCAUCGUGGGGAGGUACCCCCGCUGGGUCCUCUGGAUGACUCGGACCUGGAGUGGGACCUGGAGCCACCAGACUGGCAGGCUGCUCUGGGCCGCGAGACCCUGCGGCAGCUCAAGCCCAAGGAGAAAAAGCGACAGGACGUGCUCAAUGAGCUCUUCCACACAGAACGGUCGCACGUGCGCACUCUGAAAGUGCUUGAGCGCAUCUUUCGGCGACCCUUGCAGCAGCAGGAGCUGCUGGCCCCCGAGCUGCUGCAGAGGCUGUUCCCCAAUUUGGAUGAGCUGCUGCGCAUCCACCAGGGCUUCAGCACCCUCAUGAAGCGGCGGAGAGCACAGGAGCCGCUCAUCGGUGACAUUGGCCCCAUGAUGCUCGCCAUGCUGGAUGGUGAAUCUGGUGAGCGUCUCCAGCAGGCAGUGGCCACCUUUUGCCAGCACCAGUCUCUAGCCCUGGAGGCCCUAAAGGCGAGGCAGAAGAAAGACCAAAAGCUGGCGCAGUUCCUUGUUGAUGCAGAGAUGCACCCGCUGUGUCGGCGGCUGCAGCUGAAGGACUUGGUUGCGGCAGGCUUCCAGAGGCUGACCAAGUACCCGCUGCUCAUUGAGAAUGUGGCCAAGCACAGUGCUCUGGGCUCACCCGAGCAUGCCCAGCUGCAGCACGCCCUGCAGUGCUCCAAGCGCAUCCUGGCACACGUCAACCAGGCCGUGCGCGAGGCUGAGAACACCCAUCGCUUGGCCGAGCUUCAGCGGCGCCUGGACAAGAGUGCUUUGGACAAGGUAGAGAACCACCCCCUGAGCCCAGUGUACAGGCAUCUUGACCUCAAGCGACACCGACUGGUGCAUGAGGGUGCACUAACAAUGCGGCUGCCACGUCAGAAGCCACUUGAUGUCCAGCUGGUGCUGCUAGAGGAUCUAUUGCUGGUUCUUCAGCGCCAAGAUGGUAGUGAGCGGCUGGUGCUACGCUUCUAUUCCGUGAGCCUGCCGACUGCCACAGCAGAGGACCGCAUGUUACAGUGCCCCGUCAUGCGGCUGCAGCACCUGCAUGCCCGUGACGUUGCCACUGACCCGCGUGCCUUCUUCCUCCUUGACACGGAACCUGAGCAGCGUGCCAUGUGGGAGUUCGCUGCCGCGUCGGCCGUUGAGAAACGCGGGUGGCUCGAGCACAUUGCCGCUGCCACACGGGCACACGCGCCCCCUGGCGAUGACGAAGGCAAGCAUGCUCCUGAAACGCCCUCGGAGGACACACCUACAGUGCUCGACACUGGUGUGGCAGACCAUGAGGACGAGGAAGAAGAGGUGCCUACGGACAAGGAAGAAGGAGGGAGCAGAGAAGAUGAGGAGACGACGCCUCCAGCCUCGGUGGCAGAACAGACGGAGAGGAGUGACAAGGAAGAACCUGCCAAGGAGGAGGGCCCUGACAAAGAACAGGGGGUGCUGGCCGGUGCUCCAGUGGCAACACCUACAGUGGCCCAGGGAGGCCUAUCCCUGGUUGAUUUCCAAGAGGUGGUGGUGGUGCCCAGUGCUCCCUGUGAAACGGCCACACCUGUGCUCACUCCCAUUGAGCAACUUCGGCGCCAGGACCAACAGGUGCUCUCCGCGCUGGCUGAGAAGCAGGCACUUCUUGCAGAGAUCCUGAGAAUUCCCAGUGAAGACUAUGUUCACAUGGCUGAGAUCUCGGAAGAGAUGAAUGCUGAGAAGGGCCUCAUGGAGCUUCUGCUGCAGGUCACCUAUCAUGCGAACCAACUGCCAGCGCUGAUCAAUGAAGCAAUGAACAUCUCAGAGGAGGAUGCUGUGGCUGCUGCCUCAAGCCCUGAAGGUGCAGCUCGUCGUCCAGGGGUGUGCCCUCACCGCCUGCUGUCGUCUGUACAGCCACUGCUGCGUUACCUCAGUCUGCUCGCUCCAAGCCUCGCUGAGCUGGAGCAAGAGAGACAGCGGUUGCGCCUAGAGCUGUCACGCCUGCAAGACGCCCGACAGCCGCUGCCCUGCACAGAGGACGAUGACAGAGGUGUGAUUGCAGUGCCCAAUGACGACAUGGCUGCCGAGUGCUGCCGUGAGGCUGCUGUGCAGACACUGGAAGAGGCAGUCUGCCACUGUCCAACUACCGACCUGGAUGCAGAAGACGAGCUCCCACAUGACGAACCACAGCCAGCUCAGGCGCAGCCCGUCUACUUUUGAAAAGCACAAGUGCCUACUGCAUGCCCGCCCCUUCACCAGUUGUAGAUACCUUGCCCAGAGGAGGGGAAGGGCACUGUCACCCCACUGCUGCUGUACAUAGUUUUUCUUUAUUUUUUUUCUACGUGUCUGCCCUAUCUCUUUAAUUUAAUGACAGCAAAUAAACCAGUUGGCCGUGCAUCAAACGGGGUGGUCUCCCAUUAGCAAAAUGCCUGGUCAUGAGUUCUGAAGCAGGGCUCUGCAAACUGUGGGCAGCAAGGCUUCGUUCUCUGGUAAAUGUGGAAACCCAGCCUGGCUGGAAGUAUAGAGCUUCACACAGCUAAUUAUUGGAGGGCGAUUUGGCACUGUUUCACCACCACAUUGGACUGGCAUGUAAUGAACGUAUUUUAUUUGACUUGGCCAGAGGCUUGCUUAAAAAUUUAUUGUUGCUUAGUAGCAUUCUUUUAUUUUAAUAUUUUUUAUGAGGUAACCUUACCACAAGUGCCCCUGUCUAAGUACAUGGGAGUCGAAAAAUCACUUGCUAGUUAUCCACUAAAACAAUUAAGGUGUAGUUUGUUGGUUUUAAUAUAAAAAGCUUGUCUACUGGCUGUUAGACGCAAUUUUAUUUUAUACCUUCACUUUUUCUUUCAAAAAUUGAAAUUCUUCAAAAUUGAAGCAUUAAAUUAACAGUUAUAGCUCUGCAGCAAGCACAGCUGUUGUAAACUGUAUGAAAUGUUCAAAAUAGAAGAAAUGUGCAUUCCUUCGAGUUGUAGGAAUGUUUACAAAUAUGACAUCUUCAAGGUUAGUUUAAACAGUGCACUUACUUACAUAAACUGUAAGCAAAUGUGUCAUAUUCUUCAGCUUUAAAUACACUAUACUUUGUUUCAUACUUAGCAGGCAAUGCUGCUGAAGCUAUGCAAGUAGUGUGUUCAGAGAUGGCUCUCACUCCACGCAUUUUCCGGUGCAGUUGUCUUUGAUCAGCAAUGCUUUGUACGGAAUGUAUGUGUCAUGCGUAUCACAACUACAACUUGUAAACAAAAGGGGAUGUUGUCACAUAUUUGUGCGCCUUUGCGCUUCCAGUAUGUGACAUGCUGGGUUUUGGUCAUGAACGCAAGCGGUGUGCUGUGGCUGCUGGUCACGAAAACCUGUCGCUCCAUUUAGAUCUUAAAUAGGGUCCUAGCCACGACACCUUCUUUCAUGUAAUAAUUAUGUCACAUUUUGCGACAUAGAAAGUAUGCGACAACAUUACAUCGAAUUACAUGAUGCACACCUGUAUGUUUGGUUCAUGUGGAAUGCACUACUUUUUUGUCGCAAAUGCAAGCGUUGCCUGCUAUGUUUGAAAUGGUGCAUAAUACUAGUUUACAAGAUCACUUUUUUUUUUCUGUUCGCAGUUUGAGUCAUAAAAUUGAUGCUCUGACUUUUUUCAAAUAGGUAUUCAAAUUUUUUGAAACGUUGUAAGACAUAUGAGACUCUAAAUAAAAAAUUAUGCAUCCAGCAA